Micromonas pusilla CCMP1545 is the source of this 983-nucleotide messenger RNA. RefSeq lists its product as uncharacterized. The record is from RefSeq and is a predicted model, not a curated record. NCBI's taxonomy places the organism in Eukaryota, Viridiplantae, Chlorophyta, Mamiellophyceae, Mamiellales, Mamiellaceae.
AUUAUUAUCGAUAGAUUUUUAUUCUAGUUGACAGCUUAUUACCUAGAUAGAUACCUACAGUACGUGUAAUCGUGUAUGAUAAAUGAACCGACACGUGUAUUUUGUGCAUGUGUUGAAACUCAGCACGGACACUUCAUGUAGCAGUCCUGCCGCCCGUGAAUGACGCGCGGUUUGUACAGGGAUGCUAAGCUGAUUGCAGCGUUCGAAUCAUUUCUUUUGAAUAAUCACCAUGGCUCCCUCGAGAUAAUAGUAUAUGUACGUCUGACUCACCCAUUCCGAAAUAGAAUGCUUUUUGGACCCUUCCGUGCUCACACUUUUACUUUUUUUUCCAGAAUUGUGACUGCUCUUACACGCCAACCAUCUGCGUCGAGUACGAUCACGUUAUUAUAUUUUUUACUUGACGUUUCAGUUGCGUUUGAUAUCUGAAAUCCGUCGUAAAUCCUUCUUUGCAGUUCAUUUGCUGUCGUCUGUUCCCCAACUAGUGAACGUGCUCUUUAAAUGCCCCCAUUUUUCUUCGUCUGCUAGAUCGUGCUGCACUGUCUGCGCUGGAUAAUAUCUUCCGCACUCGCCCAUCUCAUUCGCCGAUUGCGCAUGGAUUAAGGCGGUCAUUUUCAGGUGAUUUUGAGAGCACAGAGAGAUUCGUGCACGUCAGGGUUGACUUAACACGACUUCUGUGUCAUGGUGUCAGUCCUAUGAUAUCUGAAAUUAGGACACGGCAUGAAGGUCAGCUCCUGCUACUUCAUGGCACAGUAAUUCGUGUGGGCAUUGUUCAGUCACGCGAUGCCAAUCAACUCAACGAGUGCAUAGAGUGUAAGCAUCGUUUUUUCGUCGAGAGUGAAGCAGCAGAUCUCCUUGCAACGUGCCCUUCAGCAAGUGUCUUAUUUCAGCAUGUCAACAGCAGCAUUUCCACUUGCAAUUGCACGACAUUUUGCAGGUUAGUUCUUCUCGUCCAAAUUGCGCGACUUUCAAGAGCUAUACAUUAA